AUGGCAGGCACCAGAGAUAUCCCUUCCGGCUCUCUUGGAAACCUCAGUGCAUCACAGGAAGAGAAGCUGCGGGAUUUCUGGAAGAUCCUGUUACAAUCAUGGGAUACGAGUACCGCCAGCGCUGAUGCUGCUGCCAAAUCAUCGGUGGCCUCUGCUAGCACAGCGAAAUCGCAUCGAAGAUUUUUCACUGUGGGCCGAUCGCAAACCACGGCGGAAGACGAAACGUCCGCAAUUCCUCCGAAGAUGCUUUCCACUCUCAAAGGCUUGGGUGCGGGCUCUAAUGAAAUCAAAGCGGUCCAAUCGCUUCUGGCCAAGCUACAUGGCGACAAGCUCAGCGCAGCCUAUCUGAACAUGCUCAAACAAGAUCAGCCUGAUGCACUCCUCCUGCGUUACCUGCGUGCAGAGAAAUGGAACGUCCCCAAAGCAUGGAUCAAGUUCGUCAAAACCCUCAACUGGCGAGUCAAUGAAUUCCACGUCGAUGAAGAGGUCCUUCAAAAAGGCGAAGAGGAUGCGUUAUGUCAAUCACGAAAGGUAGAGGACUCCGUGGAGAAGAAAAACGGCGAGAGCUUUGUGCUUCAGCUUCGCACAGGCAAAGGCCACUUCCACGGUGUUGAUAAAUUCGGCCGCCCCAUUUGUGUCAUACGGGUGCGACUCCACAACCCACAUGAACAGACAACAAAGGCCUUGAACGACUACGUCGUCCAUUGCAUUGAAACUGUCCGUAUAAUGCUGGUUCCUCCUGUGGAAACAAUAGACUUUCCUCCCAUCAAAUUCAUCAUCGAAAAUUUCCAAGAGAACUAUCCUGAAUCACUGGGAGCAUUAAUUUUCUACAACGCGCCAUGGAUCUUCUCUGGUCUGUCUACCAUCCGAAUCCGAUACUUGUCUCGCUAUGAUUUUUGUGCUAGAGCUAACUUUAUCCUGCUCAAUACAGGAUUCUGGAAAAUCAUUCGUACCAUCCUGGAUCCGGUCGUCGCUGCCAAGGUCCACUUUCUCAGCGGUGCUAAGGGUUUGGAGCAACUGAUUCCAAGAGAGCACAUUAUCAAAGAACUUGGUGGUGACGAGGAUUGGGAAUAUGACUACAUUGAGCCUAGGCCGCAUGAAAAUGACAAGCUACAUGAUACUGAGACAAGAAACGCCAUUCUUGCGGACCGGAAGAAGCUUGGCGAUGAUCUGUUCAGUCUCACCUCUGAGUGGAUCUCAAAUCCUCAAGUUGAUUCUUUGAUUAGCUGCCGAAGUGAGGUGAUCGCGCAGCUGCGCGACAACUAUUGGACACUUGACCCCUAUGUCCGCGCUCGUACCAUCCUGGAUCGAACUGGGGUGAUCAAGGGACGAGGAAAGGUUGACUUCUACCCGGCCGCGGAGGCCCCGAUCCAGCCCAGCGAGGAACCGAAGGUGAUGGUGGAGCAUGUGGAUGACACGCGAUUGACGGCAGUAGACGCGUGA
Messenger RNA from Penicillium riverlandense, 1443 nucleotides. Its product is annotated as CRAL-TRIO domain-containing protein. The record is from RefSeq and is a predicted model, not a curated record. The coding region runs from base 1 to 1443 and encodes 480 amino acids. NCBI's taxonomy places the organism in Eukaryota, Fungi, Ascomycota, Eurotiomycetes, Eurotiales, Aspergillaceae. The transcript is spliced from 2 exons.